AAGUAUGCGGAAGUGAAGCGAGAAGAGGCGUUAGAUGUUUGUGUCGGUGUGUUUUCCUGAGCUGUUUCUCGACCCCAGCCAGUCGGACAUGUGAGUGGUGAGGCGGAUUCUGCUGCUGGAUGGAUGCACUUUUUUCCUGACUCAACCUCAUCGACUCUGACACAACUUCCAACAUGUUCUGCAAGGAUGAGGAACACAUUGAGCUGUGGAACAGACAGACGAAAGAGCCUUUACUUCCUUCACUGCCCUCCCAGAGGACAUUUGACUACGUAUUGGUGGCCGACAAGGUGGAUGAUGAAAUGGACCAAAAGUCUCAGAGACAGAAAGCCUUUGUCGAGCAACUAGAAAAGAAAAACAUCACAGUCACUAAAAUCGUCCACGAUGACAAAGUGUUUUUCGGCCUGCGUGCUCCUAGAGAGAUGUUUGAAGACUAUCAGUACCUGCUGAAAGUCUCCGACUCCUGCAACUGGUGUGGAGAUGUGCGGGGAGCCGUCACACAGGCUACCAGGAUUCGAAUCGUUCAUUUUAUUCUUCAUCAGACCUUCAUCAACACAGGAGAGAACCUGAAGGAGCUGUUAAUGAAGGAUGUCUUUGAAACCAUGUUCUGCCUCCAUGAGAGAAAGACGCAGAAACAGCUGACAAAGAAGUGGGCUCGAUGGUCAGCUCUUUUUAAAGGACAACCAGUCAGUGAUAUCAAGUAUUACUUUGGGGAGAAGGUGGCUCUGUACUACCUGUGGCUGGGAUGGUACACUAAAUUGUUAGUUCCAGCUGCUGUUCUGGGUGUUGUAGUGUUCCUGUACGGGCUCGCCUUUUUUAACACUAGCCCUCUCAUUAAGGAAGUAUGUCAGUCCAACAUCACCAUGUGUCCUCGCUGUGAUAAAAGGUGUCCACCGUGGCAACUCUCAGACACCUGUUUGUAUGCUAAGGUCAGCCAUUUGUUUGACAAUGAGGGAACUGUGGCUUUUGCUAUGUUCAUGGCAAUCUGGGCCACGUUGUUCCUAGAACUGUGGAAGCGACACAGAGCCAGAUAUGUUUCCAAGUGGAAGGUCUAUGACUGGUGUGAGGAGGAGGAGGAACUGAUCAUGGAAAUAGUCAGUGAUCCCUUCUGUAAACCCAAACAGUUUAGACAUUCCUACUUGCGCAGUACUGUGGUCCUCAUCCUAGUAACACUCAUGUUGAUGCUGAUCAUCGGUCUUGCUCACGCUCUGGUGGUGUUUCGAGUGGUGGCUGCCCCCUUGAUGUCUGAAUGCCAGUGGGAGUUUCUGAGAGACCAUGCCAACCCUGUGGCUGUGAUGUUUGGUGCUGUGCUGCAUUAUCUCACAAUUCAGAUCAUGACCCGGGUGAACAGAUGGGUGUCCCUCAAGCUGUGUCACAUAGAGAAGCUGAACUCGUUUGCUGCUACAGAGAGGAGCUUCACAGUCAAGAUGUUCACCUUCCAGUUCUUCACUCUUUUCUCCUCUCUCUUCUAUGUGGCCUUUUUCCUGGGCAGAAUAAAUGGCAGUCCAGGAAACUAUGUGCGCAUUGCUGGGUUUCGACUGGAGGAGUGCCAUCCAAGUGGUUGUUUGACGGACCUUUUCAUCCAGAUGGCUGUGAUCAUGCUGCUCAAACAGACUCUCAACAACAUCUUUGAGUUCAUUGUCCCCUGGUUGAAGAACUGUUUAAGUAGAAACACUGCAAAAAAGCUGGAGAGGAAGUGUGGUUAUUGCUACAGGAAGGCCUGCCGUGAUGAACAGGGACGUGUUGAACCGUGUGAUAUCUGCAAACUCCGUGAUUGGCUGCGUAACUACCACUUGGCCAACACUGACGCCUUCAGCCUCUUCAAUGAAUUCCUGGAGAUGGUGAUCCAGUUCAGUUUCACCACCAUAUUUGUGGCUGCAUUUCCUCUUGCACCCUUUCUGGCUCUCAUCAACAACAUCUUUGAAAUCCGCCUGGAUGCCAUCAAGAUGGUCCGACUGGAACGACGGCUGAUCCCUAGGAAGACCAAUGACAUUGGUGUGUGGACAAAGGUUCUGGAGGCCAUUGGAGUGUUGGCAGUGAUCGCUAACGGUCUUGUCAUUGGAGUGACAUCAGACUUUAUUCCUCGCCUCGUCUACCGUUACCGUUACAGCCCUUGUGCUACUGGAGCCGCUCAUACACACUGCAUGCAGGGCUACAUCAAUGACACUCUGUCCACAGCUUUUAUGAACCUGACAGAGCCAGACAGGGUCAUCACACAGUGCAGCUACAGAGACUACAGGAAUGAGGACUACACUCUGACUUCUCAGUUCUGGUUGGUCUUGGCUGUGCGCUUUGCCUUUGUCAUCCUCUUUGAGCAUGUUGUGGUGGUGUGUAAGUUCAUAGCAGCCUGGUUCGUCCCAAACAAUCCCAUUCAGGUGAAGAACAAUCGUCUGCAUGACAAACUGGCUCGACUGAAGGAGGAGUUUCGGCAAAUGAAACGCAGCAUGUCAACAGAUGUCUGACCUCUCAAAGAUUACGUCAUAUCUGCUUCUAACUGGUUGAUGUGUGAAAUGGAAUGAUGGAAUCUUGUUUGCAUAAUUCAUAUUUACUGUUGGAACACCAGUCUGACCUGUAACCCAACUACAGUAUUGCAUUAGUUACUGUGUAAGGAUAUUAUGGGAGAGUUGUUUUCUCCUGCUAACAUGCUACCACUCACCCAUCAUACUAUAUAUGACCAGUAGGAGAUUUAUUAUUUUAUCAAAGGAGGUGACCUGAUGGAAGCAUCCCUUUGCUACAACACCACCAGCCAACACACAGACCCAUGAGCAUUAGAGGUGGCAGGUUAGUAAUUCAGUAAUUUUGCAAACAAUCCCCUCAAUUGCUGUCUGCAUAUAACACAACAUCUGAUGUUUUUGUAUUACACUGUGAGGAGAUCUUAUUUUUGUCAUUUACAUAACUUGGAAUAUUAUGAAGCAGGCCCACAGUUAUUUUAAUAAAGGAACAGUUGAAAGUUUCUCGCCCAGUGUUUUGUGCCAGUCAAGGUAGAGAACUCUAAUUGAUGACAUAUAGUCAGAAAGACAGGAGAGUGAACAUGAGGUAGCUUUCAAUAAAACUUAAAGGACAAGAAGGAAGGAAAAACUGCAUCAAAAUGCAGCUGAAGAGUCCACGACUCUGUUCCAGAGAGUAGGUUUAAAGAAUUAGAAGUCUAACUUGAGUUUUUGGCUCCAGAACAGUGGAUCACUGGGAGCUCAAUCAACCCAGAACAGUUGAGCUGAGUAGCCUCAGUGAAGCACCAAGGUGGGUAAUCAAAAAAGAGCAUCAUCAAUAGAGCUUCAAAACCAUAAUUCACUAUAGCAAUGGGUCAAUAAGGAGCAGAGUGUCCAUUUUAAUCGAGAUAGAAAGAUGAAUUUUUCUCAGUGUGGAUCAUGACGUACAUCUUAAAAAAAAAACAGUGGAGAAAGGAGUCCAUAAAUGAACACUUAAAUUUUAUACAACGGUCAUUUACCUGACAGCCCAGGGCAGGUAAUGAUUAGGAUUUGGUCACGACAGAUGUGGAUUAACUGGUCACAUUUAGUCCAGAUUUUAGGAUCAUCACUCAAACGAUGCUGCAUUUCCUUAAUGUUCUGAUUCAAACUGUUCAAUUCACUCCUGUGUGGAAAGUUCAGUGUGAUAGGUAGAGAGGUCAGAAGGCUGCUGUGAAGAAUGCAAAUCCUCUUGUCCAGAGGUGUGGUUAUUCUCACAGUUGACACUUUAUGAAGCUCAUCAGAUUCUGGUGAAGGUAGGAGAGUCCUGGGAUCUCCAAGAGAGCCGUGAGUGGUCCUUUAGUAAACAUCAGAGCUGCUGUGAAGCAAAGACAGCUUCCAGUUGCUUCACCUCUUGGUGCAGUUGCUCCCAAAUACGUUGUCAUACGCAUUAAAAUGAGACAUAAAUUAUACAUUUCAUGACAGAGGCUGUUUACAAUCUGACCACAGGCUGGACGUUGGACAUGCCUGGUUGAGAUGAACAUAAGGAACAUGUUUUUAGAGAGACAAGCUAACAGGAUUCCUUCCCUUCUUAACCUCCACAUCUUGCUCUUCUCACCCAGAUCUGCCUCAAUAGUUGUGCUGCUUCCUCUUCAGCUUCAAAGUGUUUUUAUGUUAAUAUUUUUAAUUCACAUUCUAACGUAUGAUUCUAAGGAAAAUAAAGGCAGAUAUUUUGUU
Amphiprion ocellaris (clown anemonefish) is the source of this 4136-nucleotide messenger RNA. Its product is annotated as anoctamin-9-like. Gene Ontology annotation, biological process: chloride transmembrane transport. The coding region runs from base 174 to 2459 and encodes 761 amino acids. The record is from RefSeq and is a predicted model, not a curated record. Gene Ontology annotation, molecular function: chloride channel activity; protein dimerization activity. Lineage: Eukaryota; Metazoa; Chordata; Actinopteri; Pomacentridae. The transcript has 24 exons. Gene Ontology annotation, cellular component: plasma membrane.